CAUCAAUAAAUGAGUGGAUCUGGUUUCUUCUUUCACCAGGGACCCAUCAAAAUGGGCCGUGUUCACCCCAAGACUGUGAAGAAGGCAGCCCGGGUCAUCACUGAGAAGUACUACAUGUGCCUGGGCAAGGACAUUCACGCCAACAAAUGCGUGUCAAAGGAGAUCGCCAUUAUACCCAGCAAGAAGCUGCAAAACAAGAUAGCAGACUAUGUCACACAUCUGAUGAAGGGGAUCCAGAGAGGCCCCAUGAGAAACAUCUCCAUCAAUCUGCAGGAAGAGGAGAGAGAGAGGAGAGAUAAUUACAUUCCCGAGGUCUCAACCCUGGAUCACGAGAUCAUUGAAGUUGAUUCUGACACUAAGGAGAUGUUGAAACUCUUGGAAUUUGGCAGUCUGUCCAACCUGCAGGUCACUCGGCCUAGCAAUGGAACAAAUUUCAAAAUACCGCGUGGAGCUGUGUGA
Messenger RNA from Pteronotus mesoamericanus, 459 nucleotides. Its product is annotated as 40S ribosomal protein S17-like. Gene Ontology annotation, biological process: translation. The transcript has a single exon. The coding region runs from base 10 to 459 and encodes 149 amino acids. The record is from RefSeq and is a predicted model, not a curated record. Gene Ontology annotation, cellular component: ribosome. Gene Ontology annotation, molecular function: structural constituent of ribosome. Lineage: Eukaryota; Metazoa; Chordata; Mammalia; Chiroptera; Mormoopidae.